UCCAAUUUUCAUUACAUUUGUUUUAGUAUUCUUUGUAAGAACUAAAAUUCUCUUUUAAAGUACUUAACGCAAUUAGAUAUUUAAAACUCAAAAUCAUUAAUUAAAGUAAAGCAAUCUUACCUGCUGUUUGAGGCACUUUGUGAUAAUCCUCACCACAUUUAACAAUAAAUUAUUAUUAUUAUUACUGUAAACCUAGUUUUAGUCAACCACCUAGCAAAUGCUGGAAAAACUUAGACGCAAGGUUAGCACUGCCCUAACAAGAGGAGGCCCUAAAAAAGGCUCCAAACACUAUAAAACCUUCAAAACACCAUCACCACCACCACCACCACCACUCCAAUCACCUUCACCAUUACUGCCAUUACCAUUGACAUUACCCCAACCAAUAGCACCACCAACAACAACAAUGCCUCACAACACAAAGCACAAUCCUUUUGUGUUCCCACAGGUUCGUUCCAGUGUCCUCCCUGAUCCCUCCAACCUCUUCUCUCCAAACCUUCUGUCUUCUCCUCUCCCUACAAACUCUUUCUUCCAAAACUUUGCUCUCAAAAAUGGUGACCAACCCGAAUACAUUCACCCUUACCUCAUCAAAUGCUCAAAUUCUUCCCUUUCCCUCUCAUACCCAUCUCGCUUUUUCAACUCUUCUUUCAUAUACCAAGUCUUCAACCCUGAUCUCACUAUCUCUUCCUCUAAAGAAUCCAACCUUUCCCAUUGGAACCACAGAAUUUCCUCCUAUAGUGAUCUCAGUGUCACUUUGGAUAUCCCUGAUUCAAAUUUGCGGUUUUUUCUUGUUAGGGGAAGUCCCUUCUUGACCCUUUCUGUGACUCAACCAACCCCUCUUUCCAUCACCACCAUCCAUGCUAUUCUCUCUUUCUCUUCCAGUGAUUCUCUUACCAAACACACCUUUCACCUUAACAAUGGCCAAACUUGGUUCUUGUAUGCAUCUUCGCCAAUCAGGUUGAGUCAUGGCCUUUCUGAGAUCACUACUGAUGAUGCCUUUUGUGGGGUAAUUAGGAUUGCUUUGUUGCCUGAUUCUAAUUGGAACCUUGAGGGUGUUCUUGAUAGGUUCAGUUCUUGUUACCCUGUGUGUGGUGAUGCUGUGUUUGCAAGACCCUUUUGUGUGGAGUAUAAGUGGGAGAAGAAGGGGUGGGGUGAUUUGUUGAUGUUAGCACACCCUCUUCAUGUUCAGCUUUUGUCUGAUAGUGGUUGUGAUGUUACUGUUUUGAGUGAUUUUAAGUAUAGAAGCAUUGAUGGGGAUCUUGUUGGUGUUGUUGGUGAUUCAUGGAUUUUGAAAACAGAUCCUGUUUCUGUGACUUGGCAUUCUAGCAAGGGUGUUAGGGAAGAAUCCCGGGAUGAGAUUGUUUCGGCGCUUUCGAAUGAUGUUGAGGGUUUGAAUUCGUCGGCAAUAACGACAACUUCGUCGUAUUUUUAUGGGAAAUUGAUUGCAAGGGCUGCAAGGUUGGCAUUGAUAGCUGAGGAGGUGUGUUUUCUUGAUGUGAUUCCAAAGGUUAGGAAGUUCUUGAAGGAGACCAUUGAGCCAUGGUUGGAUGGAACUUUUAAUGGGAAUGGAUUUCUAUAUGAUAGGAAAUGGGGAGGCAUUGUUACCAAACAAGGUUCUACUGAUACUGGUGCUGAUUUUGGGUUUGGAAUUUACAAUGAUCACCACUAUCAUUUGGGAUACUUCCUUUAUGGAAUUGCAGUGCUUGCAAAGAUUGAUCCAGUGUGGGGUAGGAGGUACAAGCCUCAAGCCUAUUCACUUAUGGCAGAUUUCAUGAACUUGGGAAGAAGAUCAAACUCUAGUUAUACGCGUUUGAGGUGUUUUGACCUUUAUAAGUUGCACUCUUGGGCUGGAGGGUUAACUGAAUUUGCAGACGGAAGGAAUCAGGAGAGCACCAGUGAAGCUGUCAAUGCAUAUUAUUCUGCUGCAUUGAUGGGUCUGGCAUAUGGUGACACCCAUCUUGUUGCCAUUGGAUCAACGCUUACAGCAUUGGAAAUCCAUGCUGCUCAAAUGUGGUGGCAUGUGAAAGAGGGAGAUAAUCAGUAUGAGGAAGACUUUGCAAAAGAUAACAAGGUAGUUGGUGUUCUUUGGGCUAACAAGAGAGACAGUGGACUAUGGUUUGCACCUCCUGAUUGGAGAGAAUGUAGGCUUGGUAUUCAACUGUUACCGAUACUGCCAAUUUCUGAAGUCUUGUUCUCAAAUGUUGAUUUUGUGAAGGAGCUAGUGGAGUGGACAUUGCCUGCUUUGAAUAGGGAAGGUGUUGGAGAAGGAUGGAAGGGGUUUGUCUAUGCACUUCAGGGAAUUUAUGAUAAUGAAGGUGCAUCGCAGAAGAUAAGAAGCUUAAAUGGUUUUGAUGAUGGGAACUCGUUGACUAACCUCUUGUGGUGGAUUCACAGCCGAGGUGACGAGGAGGAGGAAUUUGGUCAUGGAAAACACUGCUGGUUUGGUCAUUACUGCCACUAGGUAUUGUUAAUGGUUUCAAAUACUUACAGAAGAAAAUAUGUUAUAAUAGUUUCUUGCAUUGUACAUAAAUAAAUCUCUGUAUACCUCUGAGGUCUGUUUCUUAUAAUUUCUUCAUAAGUAAAAUAUGUGUGUGUUGUGGACUUCCGAAUUCAUUCUCUGUCUUUAAUUUUCCAUUGUGUGUUUUUGGCAUUUUCAUGUGUAA
Abrus precatorius (Indian licorice) is the source of this 2660-nucleotide messenger RNA. RefSeq names its product probable endo-1,3(4)-beta-glucanase ARB_01444. NCBI's taxonomy places the organism in Eukaryota, Viridiplantae, Streptophyta, Magnoliopsida, Fabales, Fabaceae. The record is from RefSeq and is a predicted model, not a curated record. Bases 218 to 2458 code for a protein of 746 amino acids. Gene Ontology annotation, molecular function: endo-1,3(4)-beta-glucanase activity. The transcript has a single exon.